AUGUAUUAAAAGGCUUAUAAAAAGAGUCUAGCUGAUUAAGAAACGCCUUAAUUUAUAAAAUUGUCAAAUACUUUCUAAAAUCUCAGAAAAUAAACCUUUCAAAUAUAGAUAACUGUGUGUAAAUUAAUUAAGGAAAGAGGAAAUCAAUUUUAUAAAAUGAGUAAAUUCAAAUAUAUAAUCAAAAAGAUGAUUUUUAGACUGCUUGCCAAAUUUAUGAAGAGCUUUAUUAAUUUUUUGAGUUCAGAGAAUUCAAAAAUAAUACUCUAUAUUUGAUUCAAUAUAAUGGGAAAAGUCUAGAAGAUUCGAUUGAACUUAAUUGUAACACAAUAUUAGUAAUAUAGAACUUAAAAUAGCCAUUUUGAAUAAUAUGUCAGCCACUCAUCUCAAACUUAAAUUGUAUUAAUAAACUAUAGAAAUCACAAAUUAUAUAUUACACUAUGAUCCAAAUUCUGCUAAAGCUUUAUUUAGAAGAGGAAAAGUAAUUAUAUUAAUUAUAAUUAUAAGGCUUUAUUAUCACUCUCUCCUUUGAGUUAUGAUAAUCUUAUUGCCUCUAUUGAAGAUCUUAAGAAAGCUUCAUAAAUUUAGGAUGAUGAUUUAAUUCAUAGCACAUAUAAAUAAGCUAUAGAAAUAAUGAAUAAUAGGUAAUUUAAUCCUAUAAAUUUAAUCGAAAAUGCUAAUUUAAAUUAUGAAAUUGAUUAUUCUAAGGAAGUCCCUUAAGAAAUUAAUGAAGUAAAAUAAUUUACAGAGAAUAAGGGAAUGGAAAUGUUGAAAGACUUAUAAAAAUAAGGAAAAAUAAAAGAGGCAAAUGAAUUUUUAUAAGAAUUGAAUCAAAUUCAAGAAGCUAAAAUGCAAUUAGAAUAAAUUAGUAGAAUAAAUUUCAAUAAACCAAAACCAGUAAUAUUAAUGAUUAAAAUAUUAGUAUUUUUAUGAAACUAUCAAAAGAUUGGGUGUAAAUUCUUUAUAAUUAUAAUAAGAAUUUAAGAAUAUUUAAUAUCAAUAACUUUAAGAAAUAAGAAAUAAAUUAAAAUAAUGGAAUUACUGUAAUUCAAAAGAUCUUAAUAUAAAUAAUUAAGGACUUUAAGGAGAAUAAUAAGAGUAUCCUUCAGAAAAUAAAACUUAAAAUAUCUUAUUAAUUUUAGUAGGACUUGUAUUAUUUAUUUUAAUUGGUGUUUUUGCAGCAGAAACAUGA
Messenger RNA from Paramecium pentaurelia, 1189 nucleotides. NCBI's taxonomy places the organism in Eukaryota, Ciliophora, Oligohymenophorea, Peniculida, Parameciidae. The record is from the annotation of a GenBank genome assembly.